Messenger RNA from Acanthaster planci (crown-of-thorns starfish), 888 nucleotides. RefSeq lists its product as uncharacterized. The record is from RefSeq and is a predicted model, not a curated record. Lineage: Eukaryota; Metazoa; Echinodermata; Asteroidea; Valvatida; Acanthasteridae.
CAUCCAUCUUGGCGGAGCCUUAAUGGUCUUACCAAAGAAAGGGAUUUCCAUGACUGGUACUAUUCAAUAAUUUCAAGUAUCAUGGACCUCGACGCCCUCAUCACGAAUUACUUCCGACUCGGCGACACCCACCUUGAAACUGUUGCAACUUUAUCAACAGUCCAUGGUGUUGCGCUGAGUGAGCGCACCCUACAACGACACCUGCAGCGUCUUGGACUAUAUCGUCGGAAGAAUCAAUCUGAUUUAGCUGAUGUUGUAAGGUUCCUUCGAGAACAGCCUCAGCAAUGUGGCCAGCUGCAUGGUUACAGGCUUAUGCAUCGCAGAUUACUUCAGGACGAUCUGGACAAAAUGGCGGAGGUUUGGGAUGGACAGCGGAUUAGGAAGAACAAACAAGAGCAUUUGGCGUAUGGCAGACCCCUUACGAUGUUUGAGCUUCCACAGUUGUACAACACUAUGGACUACCUGAAACUAGUGGAUCGGGAUAGGGUGAAUGUGUGUAAGGAGGAAUGUCUCUUCAAUGACAACUAUCCUUGCGAUGAGGACCUCUUCAACUAUGCCUGUUUACUUAUGGGAGCCGCUGGACGCAGGGCCCCUAAUACUCCAGAAGAGGCUAUCCAUCUUUACAUUGAUCUAAGAAGACACCUACGAAGAGCUUUAGCUUUAGCGAAUUAAUACAUGUUCCGUUCACUAAUAAGAUGCUCAUCACUGGCAGGUUGUCAAAGAAGAAAGAACUCCUUGCAAAAAAAGAGACGAUUUGUAUGGCGAAGCCAUAUCAGUGCUAUUAUGUUUUGCCCUUGGAUUAGAAUGGUCGCAAAUGAAUUUGUUUGUUUCUUAUUGAGAACCAUCAAUAAAGUUCCAGUGUGCGAAUAUUUUUCGUUGUGAUUGCGU